Molecule: messenger RNA, 2437 nt
Organism: Symphalangus syndactylus (siamang)
Lineage: Eukaryota; Metazoa; Chordata; Mammalia; Primates; Hylobatidae
Gene: DTWD1
Product: DTW motif tRNA-uridine aminocarboxypropyltransferase 1
Biological process (GO): tRNA modification
Cellular component (GO): nucleus
Molecular function (GO): tRNA-uridine aminocarboxypropyltransferase activity
Source: RefSeq, a predicted model, not a curated record
CUCGGGCGGAGCUGGAGACGUGUGGAGCUGUUCGAGGACUCGCGGGCGUGCAGGUCUGAGUACCACUCCGAUCCCUGGUGGAGGGCCCCGCGUCUCUCUGGAGACCAGUGGUCUGGCCCCAGAGGUGCGGCCGCGGGAAGUGGACAUUCUUUGUCAGGACCCUAGCGGAGGUCGCGCUGCGUGUCGCCUGUGAGGGGGAUCCUCGGUCCCUGCGCGGUCUCUUGCUUUUUUUAGGAUCUUGCGGGCCCUUUGGGAAAAAGGUUUCCAAAUUUUUCUUCAAAAAAAAAAAAAAAAAAUUGUUUGUUCUACCAAUGAUUUUCGGUGCAUUCCGCCCCAACAAAAAGUAUGUCCUGGCAAAGUCAGUUCCCUAGGAACCCCAUACUUUAUUUUAUUUUAGUUUAGUUUUAGUAUUUGGAGUGGUUUGUGGGGGUUUGGUUAUCACGGAAGGGGAAGCUUAGUACAGACGCAGAAUUAGUGAUGCCAUGCAGUGUAUUUAAAAUAUUGAGGUUGUGGUUACAUAAUAAGAAAAAGAGCCUGUUUCUUAUGUCUAAAUUAUUUAUUGGGAAUGUAGGACAAUAAGGAAGUAUAUUAACAUUUUCAGUCGCCAGGCCCACAAAGUUGGAUGGUAAAAUCAAUAUUUUAGAUUGCAGCAUUUAAGGACUAACCCAAUGCACCAUGAAAACGAAGGCAAGACAGUCUGCUACCAUAUGGCGGGUGGUGUGGGAUGGGAGGGGCCGUUGAUCCUAUAUAAAAAAGGGUACUACCUUGGAUUAUGAAAAAUGAAUGUUGGACCUGUGGGUCCUAUGUGACCAAGUUCUUAAAAAUACUCUAAAGAAAAUUUGAAGUGGUUUUUUUUUCUAAUACUGAAUUGGUCCACAAUAUAGGACAGGGGAGUCCAUAUAAUGUUCCAUUGGGAGGUGAGUCAGCUUACAAUAAUGGAAGAGGUAGAAACUUUUUCUGUUAUUAUUUUGGAGAAAAAAAUAAUUGCCAGCCUGCCACUUGUGCUAGGCUGCAGUUGGCCCAUAAAGGUAGUUUGUCAAAUACUUCAGUAGCGAGAUGCUUACUGGAUGUGUUUUGCAGAAUGGUUUUGAUUUAGUUAACGAGUGUUUGUUGAGUUCCUGCUGUUGCAUAAGAAUCAGGAAUAGGUGAGAUCGGGGAAGGAAUCUGCCCUUACAGAGUUGAAUGCUGGAGGGGAUAGAUUCACUAAAGUACCUCUACAAUAAGUGCAUUUUUCCAUGGCAAAUAUGUGGAACCAAUAAUAAGUACUCAAAGAGGUUUAAGACAUUGCUGUGGCCCGUCUAUGAGUUAUUAAGGAACUGAAUUAGAGUCCUGACUUUGAGAGUGAAGAUAGAGGAUUAUAUACAAGGUAGAAUUGAUGCAACUUGUGCACCUAUGAUAUGUGUUUUAGAAAUAGCUGUUAAACUUUGGUUUGAAUGAAGAAUGUCUCUCAAUCCACCUAUAUUUCUCAAACGAAGUGAAGAAAAUAAUUCAAAAUUUGUGGAAACAAAACAGUCACAAACUACUCCCAUAGCUUCAGAAGAUCCCCUUAAAAACUUAUGUUUAGCAUCUCAAGAAGUUCUUCAAAAAGCUCAGCAAAGUGGGAGAUCAAAAUGUCUCAAAUGUGGUGGUUCCAGAAUGUUCUACUGCUAUACAUGUUAUGUUCCAGUUGAAAAUGUACCUAUUGAACAGAUUCCACUUGUGAAGCUUCCAUUGAAGAUUGACAUCAUUAAACAUCCAAAUGAAACAGAUGGCAAAAGUACUGCUAUACAUGCAAAACUCUUAGCACCUGAAUUUGUAAACAUUUACACGUAUCCUUGUAUUCCAGAAUAUGAAGAAAAGGACCAUGAAGUUGCACUUGUUUUUCCUGGACCUCAGUCUAUCUCAAUAAAAGAUAUUUCUUUUCAUCUGCAAAAAAGGAUUCAAAAUAAUGUUAGAGGCAAAAAUGAUGACCCUGACAAGCCAUCUUUUAAACGCAAAAGAACUGAAGAACAAGAGGUCUGUGAUUUGAAUGACAGCAAGUGCAAAGGCACAACACUGAAAAAAAUUAUAUUUAUAGAUAGCACCUGGAACCAAACAAACAAAAUAUUCACUGAUGAGCGACUUCAAGGGUUGUUACAAGUUGAGUUGAAAACAAGAAAAACUUGCUUUUGGCGCCAUCAAAAAGGAAAGCCAGAUACUUUCCUUUCUACAAUUGAAGCCAUUUACUACUUUCUGGUAGACUACCAUACUGAUAUAUUAAAAGAGAAAUACAGAGGGCAAUAUGACAAUCUUUUAUUUUUCUAUUCUUUUAUGUACCAGUUGAUAAAGAAUGCCAAAUGCUCUGGAGAUAAGGAAACAGGAAAACUUACACAUUAGUUUUUAACAAGCCACUUAUGUCUUUUUAUUUUGCUAACAUUAAUAAACUUAUGUUUGUGCUUUGUUUUUUCUUAAGAAAUAA